CCUGCUGGAGUCUGUUCGGGGAAAUCGCUGCAAUAUGUCUCAAUUCCAGCUGACUUUGGCUACCAAGGCCAACCAAGCUGCUUUGCUGCCCAUCCUGCUCGUUGCAACUUCUGUCAACGAAGCCCGACCUGCCCCAGUUAUUACCAUCAAUUAUGAAGAUGCCACAGUUCUCCCGCGGGGCGACAAGGAGAUUGUCGAGUUUACCGCUGCCAACGGCACACUAGUCUACGGAUCUGCUGCCUUCAAGGAGCUUCUUCUCAGCUUCCCUUAUCUGAACAGCAAGGAAGAGAAGCUGGAAAAUGAAUGGCUUGCUCAGCUGGAAGAUUUUGCCUCGCUCGACUUCAAAGCCAUUGAACCAAAACUCCAGCAACUCAACAACCACCUUAUACUGCGAUCGUUUGUCGUAGGGUACGCUCUUUCUACCGCCGACAUUGCUCUCUGGGGUGCCCUCCGUGGAAACCGUGUCGCCAUUGGUGCCAUCCGGAAGGGAACAUUGAUUAACCUCACUCGCUGGUUCAACUUCUUGGAGGAGCUUUGCCCAUGGGCUGUUGCUGCCUUGGAGGCUCUGAAUGCCUCUGCCAAGGAGAAGAGGGCCGCGAAGGCAGAAGGAAGGGGUCGUCACCCGUUUCCCUCCGGAGCCUUCUGGAUACCUCCACAUCGGACACGCCAAGGCCGCGCUUCUGAACGACUACUUCGCCCACGAGAAGAGUUUCAGGACGCUAUCCUUGAGGAUCUCGCCCUUAUGGGCAUCAAGCCUGACAAGACUAGUUACAGCAGUGACUACUUUGACGAACUCCAGCAGUACGCUGUCCAGAUUAUCAAGGACGGAAACGCCUACGCUGAUGAUACCGACAAGGAGACAAUGGCUUCCCAGAGGAUGAACGGCGAGCCCAGCAAGCGCCGCGAUGCUACAGUUGAGGAGAAUCUGGCUCGGUUCGAAGAGAUGACCAAGGGCACCGAGGAGGGUGCCCGCUGGUGUAUCCGUGCUAAGAUGUCUGUUGACAACCCCAACAAGGCCAUGCGCGACCCGGUUAUCUACCGCUGCAACCCGGCCCCCCACCACCGCACUGGCACCAAGUACAAGGCUUAUCCUACGUACGACUUCUGCUGCCCAAUCAUCGACUCUCUGGAGGGCGUUACGCACGCUCUUAGAACUAUUGAGUACCGCGACCGCAACCCUCAGUACCAAUGGUUCUUGGACACACUCAAGCUGCGUAAUGUUCAGAUCUGGGACUUUGCCCGAAUGAACUUUGUCCGCACCCUACUUUCCAAGAGAAAGCUCACAAAGCUUGUCGAGCAGGGCGUUGUCGACGGCUGGUCGGACCCUCGCUUCCCCACAAUCCGUGGUAUCAGGCGCCGCGGAAUGACCAUCCCUGCUCUGCGUGAGUUUAUCCUCAAGCAAGGUCCCAGCCGAAACAUUGUCAACCUUGACUGGACCUCGUUCUGGGCCACCAACAAGAAGUACAUUGACCCGGUCGCCCCCCGCCACACUGCUGUCCUCAAGAAGGAUGCCGUGAAGGCGACUAUCAAGGGAGGUCCCGAUUCGCCAUACACUCAGGACAAGCCUAAGCACAACAAGAAUCCUGAUGUGGGUACUAAGAAGGUGACCUACAGCAGCUCGAUCCUCUUUGACCAGGAGGAUGCCAAGAGCUUCAAGCAGGACGAGGAAAUCACGCUUAUGAACUGGGGUAACGCCUUCGUCCGCAAGAUAGUGACAGAUGCCUCUGGUGUUGUUACCGAGCUGGAGCUGGACCUGAACGAGAAGGGUGACUUCAAGAAGACCGAGAAGAAGGUUACUUGGUUGUCUACCGACCAAGACCUGGUUCCCGUUGACCUUGUCGAUUUUGACUACCUUCUCAACAAGGAUUCCAUGCAGGAGGAGGACAGUCUCGAGGACGUCUUGAACCCCAAGACCGAGUUCCACGAGGAUGCCGUCGCCGACAGCAAUGUCGCUCUCCUGGCUGAAGGUGAUAUCAUUCAGUUCGAGCGCAAGGGGUACUAUCGCCUGGACAAGGUUGCCUCACCUGGCAAGCCUGCUGUCUUCUUUAACAUCCCCUCCGGUAAGACUGGUAAAUAGAUUAACAGUUCAGUGGCUCUACGAGAUAGACGAGUAAAUGAAUAAUAUGCAUUCAAGCAGUG
Aspergillus nidulans FGSC A4 is the source of this 2139-nucleotide messenger RNA. Its product is annotated as glutamate--tRNA ligase GUS1. Gene Ontology annotation, biological process: translation; glutamyl-tRNA aminoacylation; tRNA aminoacylation. The coding region runs from base 35 to 2077 and encodes 680 amino acids. Gene Ontology annotation, cellular component: cytoplasm. NCBI's taxonomy places the organism in Eukaryota, Fungi, Ascomycota, Eurotiomycetes, Eurotiales, Aspergillaceae. Gene Ontology annotation, molecular function: glutamate-tRNA ligase activity; nucleotide binding; ATP binding. The transcript is spliced from 4 exons. The record is from RefSeq and is a predicted model, not a curated record.